Epinephelus fuscoguttatus (brown-marbled grouper) is the source of this 1243-nucleotide messenger RNA. It is a transcript of the gene nsmce2, whose product is annotated as NSE2 (MMS21) homolog, SMC5-SMC6 complex SUMO ligase. The transcript is spliced from 6 exons. Gene Ontology annotation, cellular component: Smc5-Smc6 complex; nucleus. Gene Ontology annotation, molecular function: SUMO ligase activity; zinc ion binding. Lineage: Eukaryota; Metazoa; Chordata; Actinopteri; Perciformes; Serranidae. The record is from RefSeq and is a predicted model, not a curated record. Gene Ontology annotation, biological process: double-strand break repair via homologous recombination; protein sumoylation. Bases 273 to 965 code for a protein of 230 amino acids.
AGUUAUAUUUUCGCGGGUGACUUCCCUGUGUUCCUGUCGAUAAUUGAUUUCACUUCUGGUUGUUAUCCUCAUAAUAAUAUUAAUAAAACAAACUCGACACAGAUUAAGACGCUGCUACUUUUAAUUCACACAGUAACGUUAGCUCGUCAGUUAGCUAGCUAAGCUAACACAAACAGCAGGUAACGUUAACUUUAGCAUGCUUGGCUAACGUAACGUUAGUUAGCUGAGUUUGUAGUGUCGGUAGUCUCGGAGGAUAAAAGACACCGGUGGUAAUGUCUCUCAGUGCCGUCCACGGAACACUGUCAAGUCUGAAGCAAUGUCAGGCAGACAUCGGGACGGGAAUGGACAUCGUGACAGAUGUGGCGAUGGACCUGGCGGAGACUCAGGAUGAAGAGAUGAACCCAGGCAUUAAAGAAAUGGAGGCCAUGAUUCUGGAGUGUGCGAAGCUGGACAGGGAGAUUAACUACUUUGUUGAUGUUGUGCAACAAGUCACAGCAGAGGUUACGUCGCAGCAGCCAGAGGCCAUGUUCAGCCUGUCUGCCAAAGUGAAAGAGCAGUUCACAGAGAGAAUAGCCAGGCUCUCUGACGCUGAGCUGCAGAAUCACCAGAAAGUAGUGGCCUUCAAGGAGAGCAUCAAGAGCUCUCUCAACCAAGCCAACCAAGAGUCAGCAGAGCACACAGAGGAGCUCGAUGAGGACAUUGCUGUUACACAGAGCCAAGUCAACUUCACCUGCCCAGUCACACAGGUGGAAAUGGUGAACCCGAUGAAGAAUAAGAAGUGUAACCACCACUAUGAUGAAGAAGCCAUACUGGGCCUGAUGAAAACAAGACACAGCCAGAAAAAGAAAUGCCGCUGUCCUGUGGUGGGCUGUGGGAACACAGAUGUGAGACAGUCAGAUCUGGUUCCUGACCAGAUGCUGAGGAGAAAGAUCCAGAGCCAUAAGAGAAACAGCAACCGGACAUAGUACGCCACAUUUAUAUUCAUCAUAAAACCUGUGUCUUGGUUAUUAUUUGUAUAUUAGGAAAGUAAUAUGUUGUUAGUAUUUUGAAGACAGUUGUUUUUAUCAGGACUCAGGUUGUUGAAAUUUUUGUUCAAGGAGUUGUACCCCGGAAAAACUCUGCUGCCUGGCUGAAUUAGAAUUCAGAAAGUGAUGACUUAUGUUUUAUUUCUUAAGAUGGAGCAUCUUUUGUAUCAACUCCAGUCUUAUUGAAUGUAAAUAAAAGCUGCAAACCUUUUCAUCAA